AUCCACCAGUGACUCCUCUAUUCUAUUAAGCACCCCGCACAAAGUUAAAGGCUAGCCGACCUACAAGUUGGCUGUGUUCUCGAUUUCUCCACACACCGAACAUCCGCAAGCGUCUGCCAACUGUUAAUUCUGUUCUCUAGAUCCGAAUGGUGAAGUACGAGGUCGACGAAGCGUUCUUCGACAAUCGACACUAUGGACUCACCCCCCGCGACCUCGAUAGUGAAUCCGGAAUCUAUUUCAAGCACACCUACACACGAGGUCUUACGAAACGGGACGACGCAUACUACACGCCAGCAGACUACAAAGAAAAGCCCGAAAAGGAAGCCCCAGCCACGAAACCUCCAUCCCAGACCGUCACCGUCACCGAAAUUGCAAACCUGCCGCUUGUUCGGGUAUCCUAUAAGGCCCAUAUUUUCACGACCGCCACACGGACUGUAUUAACUCAAAGGUUUUAUCAUCCCGGAAAAGCGCCGAUUGAUGGAGCGACCUAUAACUUCCCACUGUACGCUGGUUGCUCGGUAGUGUCAUUCGUUUGCCAUGUCGGUCCGAAAAAAGUCAUCACAGGUGUAGUCCAACCAAAGGAGGUUGCCAGGGCGACAUAUGAGAAGGCCAAGUCCCAGGGACAUACGGCAGGUCUACUGGAGGAAUUCACCCCGGAGAUUUUUAAGACCAGCCUCGGGAAUAUCCCCGCCGGGGCUAAUGUUAAGGUUGAGAUCACAUAUCUUACGGAGCUGAAGCAUGAUACAAAGGUGGAUGGUAUUCGGUUUACCGUGCCCACUUCCAUUGCUCCAAGAUAUGGAGACCCACCUGAAGGGCUUUUUGGGGACGAAUAUAAGAUCCGCGUCGCGAAGGGCGUGUCCUUCUCGAUUUCCGUGACGAUGGGGGAGAGGAUACGGAGUAUCGAAAGCCCUUCGCAUAAGGUUUCCAUCCAAGUUGGAACUCAUGAAGCGGUCACCAAAAAGAACCCUAAUCCAGCAAGCCAAUACGAUGACAAGAAGGCGCUUGUGACUCUAUCUCAGAAAUCUAUGCAUUUGAGUGGAGACUUUGUCCUUCUUGUCACCACCGCAACGCCUCGAUUUCUAUGUACCCCUACGGCCCUGCUUGAAGAGCAUCCCAAAAUACCUGGCCAGAAAGCCCUUAUGGUGACGCUCGUUCCGCGCCCCGACCAUCCCAAGACUUCCCACUCACAAAAAAGUGAGAUAAUUUUCAUAGUAGACCGAUCUGGGUCUAUGGAGGAUAUGAUCCCACCCCUAAAAUCCGCCGUGAGUGUCUUCAUUAAGUCAUUACCAAAAAGGUGCAAAUUCAACAUCUGUUCAUUCGGCAGCGAGUAUUCGUUCCUCUGGGAGAAGUCGCAAGAUAACACCGCACACUCAGUAGAAACUGCGUUAAAUCUUGUGGACAGAUUCGAGGCAAAUAUGGGGGGAACUGAAUUGCUACAGCCUAUUCGGGAGACUGUGGAUCGGAGAUCGACAGAUAUGAAUACGGAAGUCAUCGUUUUGACCGACGGGGAAAUCUGGGAGGAAGAUAAUGCGCUAGCAUUUAUAAAACAAGCGGCCAGGGACAGCAAAGGAAAGUUAAGAUUCUUCUCCAUCGGUCUUGGAUCGGAGGUCUCCCAUUCAUUGAUCGAGGGAAUCGCCCGGAGUGGCGGCGGUUACUCGCAGAUUGUUGCGGAUGGUUCGGAUGAGCAGGAUACAGGUGGAUGGGAAGGCAAUGUAGUGAAAAUGCUUAAGGCAACAUUGACGGAACAUAUUGAUCAUUACAGCCUAAAGAUCAUCCACGAUGGUUUUCACGAAUCGGACGAGGAAGAUAGCGACAGUGAGGAGAAACACACUUCCUCCCCCGCUGCUGGCCCUAGUACAGCCAACGCGGGGAAGAGCGCGAUGGCCCCUCAGGCACCAAAGAAGCUUUCACUCUACAGUACCAGUGCAGAUCUUGGGACGGCUCCUACAUCCUCUCCUUCCGAUGACGAACCUUUCGCCGGAAGACCCGGGGCAACGGCCGAUCCUGCUCUCUUGGAGGACAGAUUUUCACAUCUGAGAAGGCUCCAGAGCCCUGAGCUGCUCCAGGCGCCAUACCAAAUUCCGCCUCUGUAUCCACAAGUACGGACUGUGGCUUAUUUUCUCAUUUCUCCAACGGGGGAUCGUUCACUCCGAAACCCCACAUCGGUGAAACUGCAGGGAACCUCUCUCGAUGCCGCAAGGGAGCAAUCGAUUCCGAUCACCCGGCUCGACAAGCCCGGUUUAACAAUUCAUCAACUCGCGGCACGCAUGGCUUUAAGAGAUCUAACGGAUGGUUCAAGCUGGCUGCACUCCGGGAAACACGGAAUUGGCCCCGAAGACGUCUCAUUCCAAGAGUACGUCGAGAGAGAAGGAGAGUCCCUGUCGAUCAAAUGGGGUCUCGCAAGCAAGUGGGCUAGUUUCGUCGCGGUGGAAGAUGAAUUCCUGGAGAAGGAGAUUACAGAGAAAGCCGCCACAAAAGCUAACGCGAAGCAGCGAGGCAGAGAGGGUAAGAUUGAUAGCGAUAGCGAUGAUAGUGACAGCGAUUUUGUGUCUGCCGAUAGCUGGCCGAAUGCCGGAACGCCUGAGCCCAGCUCUACCAUAACUUCAGUCACAGAUAUGCCCGCGAGUGCAUUUGGUGCGCUCCCUUUGGGAAAACAACCCCCGGCACACAUAGCCGCCCCGAGCCUUUUGAAGGUUCCACCGCCCGUGGUUUCAUCAGGGAAAAUACCUGGGCCUUUUAGCGUAAUGCACGUUGGACAAGAUAGCAUGUCGAUGAUGCUGCAACCUCGUGUUGAAGUCGCGAAUGAAGCUUGGGAUCACAUGCUUAUCAACAACCCUAUUCAAAACAGGAUGCUAUCAACCCAUAGUCACCAUUCAUCUAUACGUUCGUAUUCUCUAGUUCCCCUUUCCAAAAAUUACUAACCCCGUCCUAACAGGACGGAAAAGAUAUUCUUACAAUCCGACCGCCUCCAGCGAAACCUAUAAUAUAGACUCCGAAGCUAAACGACUAGCCACUGCCAGCGACGGCGAAUGCUCCUUAGGAGAGGAUGUUGGUGAGGAGAGCGAUGUUGUCUCAGAAUCCUCCGGCUCUAUAGAAACCAAACCCUACCUGAACCAGCAGGAACAAUGUUACUCAGAACUGCCCUUCGUCGCACUCACUUCCGUCAGCUCAUCCACAGUAUCAUCUCAUCAAGAGGUACCCACCCUCAUCGGCCCUGAACCCAGCCAAAGUGACACCCCGCACCAGAAAGUCGUCAAAAUAAUCCGCCUGCAAGAGUUCAUUGGCUCGUUCCCGGUGACUGAGGAAAUGGCGCGGUUGAUCGGCCUCGAACCGCUAGACGCGGAGGGGUUGGCGAUGGAGUUGUUCCCGGACAAGGUUACGGACGCGAGCAAGAUCCUGGCUAUGACGGCGCUGGUGGUGGCCUACCUGGAGUUGGAGAUGUACGAGCACGAGGAUAUCUGGCAGAUGAUUGUUGAAAAGGCCUGCGAGUUCGUGGAGGAAGGGUGUGAGAGGGCUGAGGCCCUGAAGGAGAAGGCCAAAGGGGUUAUCCAAGAAAAGGUUUCAGCGGUUGGUCAUUCCCACGCCCCGGGAGUCGUGAGUGCUGCUGCUUCGAUACUGACCCAGAGCAGGAUGAUGAUGAGGAGGAGUGAUCAUAAAUGA
Molecule: messenger RNA, 3660 nt
Organism: Tuber aestivum (summer truffle)
Lineage: Eukaryota; Fungi; Ascomycota; Pezizomycetes; Pezizales; Tuberaceae
Source: the annotation of a GenBank genome assembly